UUACUUAAUGUUUUAUCUUUAAUAAUUAAACAAAAUUAAGUGUUAAAACAUUUUAAAGACAUCUAUAAUUGUUCUAUUAGUUAUGUGAUAAAGAAAGCAAUUACUCUAAUUAAAUUUGGAAUAGUACACUGUUUUAAAUGUUAAAAAUAAGUCCUUAUGGCAUUUUAAUUUAUCUCUCUGAAGCCCCAGGUAGUUUAUUGUGAACUCUCUUGGCCCCUCUUGACUUCAUUUUGAAGGCAGAAAAUAAUGUGGUAUUUGAAAAAAUAUAGAGAAAUAUAGCUAAGAGUUUCUAAAAAUUUGUAAUUUUGCUCACACAUGAAGUAAUUUUGUUAGAAUCAUUUUAAUAUACAGAUAAAUAACCUACUGCUGUAGGAUUUUGAUAUACAUGACUCAAAUGUUAAUAAAGAUUACUCUGUGAGACUUUCUUGCCUCUUUUACACCUAUCAAAUUUUGAGACAAGGGAAAAAAUCUUAGUGAUCUCUGGUACUUAAGGAUAGAUUAAGUUGUCUUACAUGGCAGCUUUCUAAAAGUUUCUAAAACUUAAUGAUGCAACCUCAUCUUUUGUGUGGUAUAGCCCAAUUUAUUAAACAUUCCUAACUAAAAAUGAGGAAAUGUUUUAUAAAAUUGACAGACUUUUUGGUUGAUUUACUUAGAAUCUUAUGUUUGAAAGCAAAGUAUACAUGUAGUUGUAAGAAAUACGUUGAGUUACAGAACCUGACUUUAGGUUCCAUACGAUCUGGUGAUCUUAAAUAUAGGAUAAGUCAUUUGAAAUGAAAUAGGUUGAGCCCUUGCUUUCAAAACUAGCAUGAGGCUAGUGUGACUUUAUUAAUCAUUAAUGAAAAAAAUUAGUCAUACAAUUACAAGUAAAAGAUAUUCUGAAAGAACCAAUUUACUAAAUGUUUGUAUGUGAUUGAUCUUAUCUCCACUAUAUUUAGGAAGCAGUCAUGUUUCAUGAGUCCUCAAAACUGUGAGACAAGAGAAUGUAGUAGAAUAAGGCCAGACGUCCUUACUGGCUCAAAGAACUCCAGGGAAACUGGGAUAGAACAUUUUACAUUAUAAGUAGAACCCCGGGAGCCAGAGGUGAAACACACGUUUAUCUGCAGAACUACGCUGCAGAGCUGAGCUGGGUCUGGAAGAAAUGGAUGAGAGCCACUGGAUGAAAUUCACAAAUACUAGACACCUGAGUCCUCUAAGAUUUGUGAAUGAACUUUGCUAAGUAUGGAUUCAGGUGGUGGAAGUCUUGGAUUGCACACAUCAGACUCUAGAAUGGCACAUACCAUGAUUAUGCAGGAUUUUGUGGCUGGAAUGGCUGGUACUGCGCAUAUCGAUGGAGACCAUAUUGUUGUUUCAGUUCCUGAGGCUGUAUUAGUUUCUGAUGUUGUCACAGACGAUGGGAUAACUCUUGAUCAUGGCCUCGCAGCUGAAGUUGUCCAUGGGCCUGAUAUCAUCACCGAGACUGAUGUAGUAACAGAAGGUGUAAUUGUUCCUGAAGCCGUACUUGAGGCUGAUGUUGCUAUUGAAGAAGAUUUAGAGGAAGAUGACGGUGAUCACAUCUUGACGUCUGAGCUAAUUACAGAAACUGUUAGAGUACCUGAGCAGGUUUUUGUGGCUGACCUUGUUACUGGUCCUGAUGGACACUUAGAACAUGUGGUCCAAGAUUGUGUCUCAGGAGUUGACUCUCCCACAAUGGUAUCAGAGGAGGUUCUUGUAACUAAUUCAGAUACAGAAACUGUGAUUCAAGCAGCUGGAGGUGUUCCUGGUUCUACAGUUACUAUUAAAACUGAAGAUGAUGAUGAUGAUGAUGAUGAUGAUGAUGAUGAUGAUGUCAAGAGCACUUCUGAAGACUACUUAAUGAUAUCUUUGGAUGAUGUUGGGGAAAAAUUAGAGCAUAUGGGGAACACACCAUUAAAAAUCAGCAGUGAUGGUUCACAAGAAGAUGUUAAAGAAGAUGGAUUUGGUUCAGAAGUAAUAAAAGUGUAUAUAUUUAAAGCUGAGGCUGAAGAUGACGUUGAAAUAGGUGGAACGGAAAUUGUCACAGAGAGUGAGUACACCAAUGGGCAUUCUGUAGCUGGAGUGCUUGACCAGAGCCGAAUGCAGCGGGAGAAGAUGGUUUACAUGGCAGUUAAAGAUUCUUCUCAAGAAGAAGAUGAUAUCAGUUGCGCUGAAAUAGCAGAUGAAGUUUACAUGGAAGUCAUUGUAGGGGAAGAGGAAGGAACUUCUCUCCCUGAGACUCAGCUUGAGGACUCUGAUGUUAAUAAAACAAUUGUCCCUGUUGUCUGGGCUGCGACAUAUGGAGAUGAAAGAAGAGUUUCUCGAAGGUAUGAAGAUUGUCAGUCAUCAGGAAAUACUUUGGACUCAACAUUAGAAAACAGAAGUAGUACAGCAGCACAAUACCUUCAAAUUUGUGAUAGCAUUAAUACAAAUAAAGUACUUAAACAAAAAGCUAAGAAGAGGAGAAGGGGAGAAAUGAGGCAGUGGCAAACAGCUGUUAUAAUAGGUCCUGAUGGACAGCCCCUGACAGUAUACCCUUGCCAUAUUUGCACGAAAAAGUUUAAAUCCAGGGGAUUCUUGAAAAGACACAUGAAGAAUCAUCCUGAUCAUUUGAUGAGAAAAAAAUAUCAGUGUACAGAUUGUGACUUUACAACUAACAAGAAAGUGAGUUUCCAUAACCACUUAGAAAGCCAUAAGCUUAUAAACAAAGUUGACAAAACCCAUGAAUUUACAGAAUACACACGAAGAUACAGAGAGGCUAGUCCAUUGAGUUCAAAUAAACUUAUAUUAAGAGACAAGGAGCCGAAGAUGCACAAGUGCAAAUACUGCGACUAUGAAACUGCAGAACAAGGACUGUUAAACCGACAUUUACUGGCUGUUCACAGCAAGAAUUUUCCUCAUGUUUGUGUUGAGUGUGGGAAGGGCUUUCGACAUCCUUCUGAACUCAAGAAGCAUAUGAGAACCCAUACUGGUGAGAAGCCAUAUCAAUGUCAGUAUUGUGUCUUCAGGUGUGCAGAUCAAUCAAAUUUGAAAACUCACAUUAAGUCUAAGCAUGGUAACAAUUUGCCAUAUAAAUGUGAGCAUUGUCCCCAAGCAUUUGGUGAUGAGAGGGAACUUCAACGCCAUCUGGAUUUGUUUCAAGGACAUAAGACACACCAGUGUCCUCAUUGUGACCAUAAGAGCACCAACUCAAGUGACCUUAAGCGGCACAUCAUAUCUGUCCACACUAAGGAUUUUCCUCACAAAUGUGAGGUCUGUGAUAAAGGUUUCCAUCGUCCUUCUGAGCUCAAAAAGCAUAGUGAUAUCCAUAAGGGUAGGAAGAUUCAUCAGUGUAGGCACUGUGACUUUAAAACAUCAGAUCCAUUUAUUCUUAGUGGUCAUAUCCUUUCAGUUCAUACUAAGGAUCAGUCACUGAAGUGUAAAAGGUGCAAAAGAGGGUUCAGACAACAAAAUGAGCUCAAAAAGCAUAUGAAGACUCACACUGGAAGGAAGAUUUACCAAUGUGAGUAUUGUGAAUACAGCACUACAGAUGCAUCUGGCUUUAAACGACAUGUGAUAUCAAUACAUACAAAAGACUAUCCACACAGGUGUGAAUUCUGCAAGAAGGGAUUCCGAAGACCAUCAGAAAAAAAUCAGCAUAUUAUGAGGCACCACAAGGAGGCUCUUAUGUAAUAAGAUCAAUAUAAAGAAAGAAGCUAUUUAGAAAAUAUGACAUGCUACAUGGAAAGAUAAUUUCAUGAACUGUUUCACCUGGUUACAAAGCUUGAUAUUAAAUCAUAAAUUUACAUUCUUUUUACUAAAGAUCUUAAGAUAUUUGAAUUGAGAGGGGAUCUCAUAGCCCUUUGAAAUUAAAGAAUUUAAGGAGCACCAUAGAAUGGUUGCAGAAAACCUUAUUGUCUAUUUAAUAGUAUUAUAAGCAUAAUUCAGCUACAGGGGGCAAGAGCAAAGACAACCACUUUAUUUGACUGAUCAUACUAGAGACAGAUGUUUCUGAAAAGAUCAUAUCUAAUUGAGGAGUUUAGCAAUGCUUUGCUAUCGCAAGCGUCACUUUUAUGCCGUUUUAGAAAUGGAGUGGGGAAAUAAAAUGCAGUCAUCCAUUAGUCACUUAGUCAUUGAGCCUUUAUAUGGUACCUGGAAAUUGAAUUCCAGAAAUGGCAAAAGUUUUGUGUAUUCAUCAAAAGAAAUUUCACUGGAAAACAGGUUAGAUUAAUUCAAUACUAUUUAAAAGAAUUUCAGAGCUGCUAAGAUUUUAACACAGGAUAGGAUGUUUGAAAUAUAGCAUUCUGUACUGAAGUCUAAAGAUUAAAGUUCCCCUUUUUCUGAUGUUCAAGUUGAUUGUUGUUCAGUGUGGCAUAUAUGACAGAAGUAUAUUUGAGUCAAAUGUGGCUUUCUAAAAUGGAUGCAACAGUAAUGUUGCAAAGUUAGCACUAUAUUUCUUAAUGAUCUAAAGAUUACAUUGAGAGAACACAGUUUUCUUAAAUAUUAUGUUUAGAGGUUUUUUUAAGACAGUCAUAGCAAGUAUGAUUGUUCUAGUCUUACUUGCUCUAAUGUUUAAAGGUGCAAUUUUAUGCCAUUAUUGAAAAUUUUGAUUUUUAAAAUCUAUAUACCAUAUUAUUAACAUGAAUUUUCAAUAUGAGGCAGUAUUUAUGCGGUAUUUAACAAAACACUAUGCUGCCAAUAGAACUUGGAGGUGGAUAUUCAGUUUACAGUGUAUAAAUUUAAAAUAUGCAUCCCUUUAACAAUGCUUCAUGUUAGCAUGCUGCAAAUCAACAUGGCGCUUAAAAUAAAAAGCAGGUUUAGGGAAAUUUAAUGAAAAUCCUGUUCAUAAAUGUAAUGCAUAUGAUGUGUAUUUUUAAGUUUUAGUUGCUUCAUGUUUACACUCAUCUGUUAAACAUAACUAAAAUGUAAUUUUACUUCAUGCUAUAUUGUGGCUUUGUGUUUUAAAUAAUGUUCACCUUUCUGUUUUUGCACCAGAUAGGAAUCAGUUCCUUGAGAAUAAAUUUUUUAUCUUUCUUAACUUCAGAAUAUUAAAUUUGGAAAUCUAAAAUUGUGUGUCAUGUGAUUGUAAAUGAUGUACACGCUGUAAAAUAAGAUUGUCACUGUUAUGUGGGAUUAUUAUUUCUAAAUGUUACUCAUUGAAAUGAGCAUACAAUAAAAAGCAUUUAUUGCA
Molecule: messenger RNA, 5161 nt
Organism: Orcinus orca (killer whale)
Lineage: Eukaryota; Metazoa; Chordata; Mammalia; Artiodactyla; Delphinidae
Gene: ZNF711
Product: zinc finger protein 711
Exons: 9
Coding region: 1219-3663 (814 amino acids)
Biological process (GO): regulation of transcription by RNA polymerase II
Cellular component (GO): chromosome; nucleus
Molecular function (GO): metal ion binding; RNA polymerase II transcription regulatory region sequence-specific DNA binding; chromatin insulator sequence binding
Source: RefSeq, a predicted model, not a curated record